CAACCCUCACACCUGCCCUCCCUCCCCGGCCCUGCAGGUCUCGGCGCGGAAGAUGGCCGGCGGCGUGGACGGCCCCAUCGGGAUCCCGUUCCCCGACCACAGCAGCGACAUCCUGAGUGGCCUCAACGAGCAGCGGACACAGGGCCUGCUGUGUGACGUGGUGAUCCUGGUGGAGGGCCGCGAGUUCCCCACGCACCGCUCGGUGCUGGCGGCCUGCAGUCAGUACUUCAAGAAGCUCUUCACGUCGGGGGCCGUGGUGGACCAGCAGAACGUGUACGAGAUCGACUUCGUGAGCGCCGAGGCCCUCACGGCGCUCAUGGACUUCGCCUACACGGCCACGCUCACCGUCAGCACGGCCAACGUGGGCGACAUCCUCAGCGCCGCCCGCCUGCUCGAGAUCCCCGCCGUGAGCCACGUGUGCGCCGACCUGCUGGACCGGCAGAUCCUGGCGGCCGACGCGGGCGCCGACGCCGGGCAGCUGGACCUCGUAGACCAAAUCGAUCAGCGCAACCUCCUCCGGGCCAAGGAGUACCUCGAGUUCUUCCAGAGCAACCCCAUGAACAGCCUGCCCCCGGCGGCCGCUGCCGCUGCCGCCUCCUUCCCGUGGUCCGCCUUCGGGGCCUCUGAUGACGACCUGGAGGCCACCAAGGAGGCCGUGGCUGCUGCCGUGGCCGCCGUCGCCGCCGGCGACUGCAACGGCUUGGACUUCUACGGGCCAGGCCCCCCGACAGAGCGGCCCCCGGCCGGGGACGGGGACGAGGGUGACAGCAACCCGGGGCUGUGGCCGGAGCGGGACGAGGACGCCCCCACCGGUGGCCUCUUCCCGCCGCCCGGGGCCCCUCCAGCCACGGCCACGCAGAACGGCCACUACAGCCGGGGCGGGGAGGAGGAGGCAGCCUCGCUGUCGGAGGCGGCCCCCGAGCCGGGUGACUCCCCGGGCUUCCUGUCGGGCGCGGCGGAGGGCGAGGACGGGGACGGGGCCGACGCCGACGGACUGGCGGCCAGCACGCUGUUGCAGCAAAUGAUGUCGUCGGUGGGCCGGGCGGGGGCGGCAGCGGCGGGCGACAGCGACGAGGAGUCGCGGGCGGACGACAAGGGGGUCGUGGACUACUACCUGAAGUACUUCAGCGGCGCCCACGACGGCGACGUCUACCCGGCCUGGUCGCAGAAGGUAGAGAAGAAGAUCCGGGCCAAGGCCUUCCAGAAGUGCCCCAUCUGCGAGAAGGUCAUCCAGGGCGCCGGCAAGCUGCCGCGGCACAUCCGGACCCACACAGGCGAGAAGCCCUACGAGUGCAGCAUCUGCAAGGUCCGAUUCACCAGGCAGGACAAGCUGAAGGUGCACAUGCGGAAGCACACGGGCGAGAAGCCGUACCUGUGCCAGCAGUGCGGCGCGGCCUUCGCGCACAACUACGACCUGAAGAACCACAUGCGCGUGCACACGGGGCUGCGGCCCUACCAGUGCGAGAGCUGCUGCAAGACCUUCGUGCGCUCCGACCACCUGCACCGGCACCUCAAGAAGGACGGCUGCAACGGGGUGCCCUCGCGCCGCGGCCGCAAGCCGCGCGUCCGCGCCGGACCGCACGCCCGGGAGCCGCUCCGUGUCCAGACCCCAUAUCUCGAGACGCAUAUGCAGACCCACACGCGCGGCGCGCCGCCGAAUCUAGAUAGUGCUUUCUCGGGGGGCCCCCCACCCCGCCCCAGGGUCUCGGGGCUCGGCGUGGGCCCGAUCGGGGGGCCCCGGGUGGCUGUCCAUUUCCUCCCUCGCUGGUUUCUCCGAGUCUUCGAGACAAGACCUUAA
This is a messenger RNA of Ceratotherium simum simum (southern white rhinoceros), 1798 nucleotides long. Lineage: Eukaryota; Metazoa; Chordata; Mammalia; Perissodactyla; Rhinocerotidae. The record is from RefSeq and is a predicted model, not a curated record.